AGGUAUUUAUGGUACACUGAAUGUUCCAUCGCCUCCUGCUCAGCCUUUUUGUGUUCAUCUUCAAGACUUGCGCUUUUUCUAGCUUGUAGGUGUAGGUGCCACCACGUUCUCGUGGCCUUACUUUUGGUGUUAUCAAGUAGAAGAAGAAAUACAUUUUAGAUUAGAGUCAGUCUCCUCAUGGAUACAUUCAUUUCAUCACAUUAGACUAGAGAGGAGAUAUACAUCAGACGCAUCACUUAUUUUUCUCGCGUACGACAUCAUCGACAUUUUUUAUUUGAUCAGGAUGACGCAAAAAAACAAGAAUGGGAAAAGGGGUGGCAAGAAAAUGUCCUCUGCCGCAUGUACUGUUUUGGCGCUAUCUUCCUCCGCGGGCGCAGUAACGUUGGGCCCGCCGCCUCCUGAUCCCUCUGCAGAGGAUCUUCGGGUCCAGAAGGAAGUCGAAAAGGCAUUCGCAGAGAAGAAGGCGGAGCGGAUCAAAUUUGAAUAUCCGCAGACACCAUCUGGUAGGCAUUAUUGCGAAUCGGAAAAUACAGAAGCAGCUAUGGCUAUGAUCAAGUCCGACGUCCCCGUCCCCGGAGAAAAGGACUCUUCUUCUGUAUUUGAGAAAAUUACAGGAGACCCCAAGCUGGCAGCUUGGUUCAAUAGCGAACGCGGGGUCACACUGAUCAGCUCAGGUGGUAGUUUUGGAAAUGUCUAUAAAUAUUGGCAGAAAAACCACUACGGUAAGAGUAAGUCGCUCUCGCUGAAAAUCGUCAAGGUGGACAAGAGCCAGACGAGGGAACAUUUUUAUCCCGAGUGGAAGAUCUCGCGCGAGGCUUGUUUCAGUCUGUUCUUUUCGCAGGGAUCACCGGGACCGGCGUCACACGUCGUCAAAACAUACGAGGUGUGGCGGUGGAAGUUGCAAGAAACACCAGAAAUUUGGCAUUACAUGCUUGUCCAAGAAUUGUACGCGAUGGACCUUUUCGACUGGAUUUCGGAAAAUCAGGAGAAAAAGGAGCGGAUUUCGCCAGAGACGUUCCUCGACGUUAGUCGGCAGCUCAUCCAGGCACUUGUUUAUCUUCAUGGACUUAAUAUCGCCCACAGGGACGUAAAGCCGGAGAACAUUUUUUUGAACUUGCAGGGCGGGGACGGUCCUUCGGGGUUGAAGUUGGUACUCGGCGAUUUUGACUGGGCGAGCUCAGCGAACGGGGGGGGCGGCGGAGAUAACGACUCCCUUUGGGUGGACACGUGGAACACCAACAAAGGAGUAAAAGAUUGGCAGCGCGACCUCUGGCCGCUGGGCCUGGUUCAGUACCUGUUGCUUGGCCAGGUCAAGCCGGGGAAGGAUGAGGAAAUGUACAUAAAGAUGGCUAGGUGGGUGAUGAGCCAGCGUGAGGCCAACUCUUCAGAGCGUGGCCCUCAAAGCUGGUGUGACAAAAAAUUGGAAAAAAGCGCACCUCCCUUCUGGCAUGAAGAUAGAUCAAUAUGGUCGUGGAAUCCUGCGUCUGCUUUUUCUUUCCUGGAGGAUUUUUACAAGAACGGCGUACUUCCGUACGCGUUACAGUUAAGAGUCGCGCCUUGACAUUAAUAUAGAAAGAGAGUACUAACUUAUUCAUUGUUUUCGUAAUAUUAAGAGCAACUUCAUCUAGAGUGUGUAGUUCUCCCACAACAUCCCUGCGUCCGUAUGGAUGGUAAUGCAAACAGUUUGGUACGGCUUUUCUCACCUCCGACUACAAUGCGAGCAGGAAUAGUUGGAAGCUGGGAAGGCGCAGCCCGACUAAGUGCUUCCUGCUAGCUUUCAACUACUUCCAUCUGUCGCUACCAAAUGCCGUCUCCCUCGAGUGGACUAUGACAUCUGGCUUCGUAUAAGUGCACGGUCAGUAGAUCGUUUUUGUCUUUAACCUGCAGUUCUAAUGUUCUGCGAACCAGCCAAGCGCAAUCUCGAGAAGCUUCGCGAAGCGUUGGAAAAAGUGACUCAACAGGUGAAAGAGGCUGAGCGCAAGCCCCAACAGGUGCGAGGGACCAUCCGGGGCCGGCUCUUGGCGAAGGCAAGACAGUACUGAUUUCGUUUCUACUUCUACAGGCCGACCCAUUGAAUCUCGUUAGUGUCCAGCUGUCCUGGUGUCCAUCUGUCCUGGUGUCCAUCUGUCCUGGUGUCCACCUGUCCUCCCUGGUGUCCAGCUGUCUUGGUGUCCAGCUGUCCUAGUGUGUCGGUGUGCAGCUGUCCUUGUGUCCAGCAAGCUCUCCUGAUGUCCGCGUCCGGCCGUCCAGCUUUCUAUCCUCGUCUCUGGCUGUCCUUGUAUCUGGUUGUCGGCUGUCCUCGUGUCCGGCUGUACUCGUGUCAGGCUGUCUUUGUCCCGCUGUCUUUGUCCCGCUGUCUUCGUGUCCGGUUGUCCUCGUGUCCGGUUGUCUUCGUGUCUGGUUGUCCUCUCCUUGUGUCCAGCUGUCUUUGGUGUCUUUGUGUCCCGCUGUC
Molecule: messenger RNA, 2452 nt
Organism: Amoebophrya sp. A25
Lineage: Eukaryota; Dinophyceae; Syndiniales; Amoebophryaceae
Source: the annotation of a GenBank genome assembly